UAUCUGUCCUCCAGGACCCUGCAUUCACUAUAUCUGGUCUCCCCGGACCCUGCAUUCACUAUAUCUGGUCUCCCCGGACCCUGCAUUCACUAUAUCUGGUCUCCCCGGACCCUGCAUUCACUAUAUCCGGUCUCCCCGGACCCUGCAUUCACUAUAUCCGGUCUCCCCGGACCCUGCAUUCACUAUAUCCGGUCUCCCCGGACCCUGCAUUCACUAUAUCCGGUCUCCCCGGACCCUGCAUUCACUAUAUCCGGUCUCCCCGGACCCUGCAUUCACUAUAUCUGUCUCCCCGGACCCUGCAUUCACUAUAUCUGGUCUCCCCGGACCCUGCAUUCACUAUAUCUGGUCUCCCCGGACCCUGCAUUCACUAUAUCCGGUCUCCCCGGAUUCCUGUAUUCACUAUUCACUAUAUCGGUCUCCCCGGACCCUGCAUUCACUAUAUCCGGUCUUCACUAUAUCCCCGGACCCUGCAUUCACUAUAUCUGGUCUCCC
Molecule: messenger RNA, 492 nt
Organism: Staurois parvus
Lineage: Eukaryota; Metazoa; Chordata; Amphibia; Anura; Ranidae
Source: the annotation of a GenBank genome assembly